This is a messenger RNA of Bipolaris oryzae ATCC 44560, 162 nucleotides long. RefSeq lists its product as uncharacterized. The record is from RefSeq and is a predicted model, not a curated record. The transcript has a single exon. The annotation marks the transcript as partial. NCBI's taxonomy places the organism in Eukaryota, Fungi, Ascomycota, Dothideomycetes, Pleosporales, Pleosporaceae.
GUACACGCAUGUUAUGGUGCGGGGUAUCCUUAUUCAAUUGCAACAUCUACUAUGUAUACGUUGCUCGAGGUGUACAGGGCCGUCGCGGCAGCACAAAGGCUUGCUCACAAUGCGACCGUAAUAAUGUUCACCGCGUCUUGUCCAAAAAAAAAUCAAACAAAU